Messenger RNA from Symbiodinium pilosum, 3624 nucleotides. Lineage: Eukaryota; Dinophyceae; Suessiales; Symbiodiniaceae. The record is from the annotation of a GenBank genome assembly.
GCGAUUGGGUGCUCUAUUGGCGAUGGCAAAAAGGAGGGACACGGGGUGAGCGUGGUAGAUGGUGUGGACCUGGGCAGGUUGUUAGUGGGGUGGAACAAGGGACCACCGCCUGUUGUUGUUCCGCCGCCAGUUGAUGUCAUUAUAGCACCCGAAGCAGGGCCACGUAAUCCUGUGGGGAACAUAGAGGAGCAGCCGGAACAUGAAGCCUCCCCAGCAGUGUCUGAGACGGCUGAAGGGGAAAUUCCUUUGCUCGAUACUGCCACGCCCGAGCUCGAUGCUGCCAUGCCCGAACCCGUAGAUAUUCCAGUUCCCGAAGAUGAUGAGGAUGAUUUACUUUUUGGGGAUACGGAGUGUUUCUUAGUGCACCCUGAAGCGAAUCAAGUUUGGGAAAUCGGGAUUCAUGAGACUGAUAUCGAGCCUUGCAAUCUUCCCUCCCCGACUCAGGCUCUUCAUUAUGUCAUGCUCGCCACCCAGGACCGCAAAAAGCGGGUCGAGGUCCGACUGAGGGAUCUCUCUGGAGAGGAGCAGGAACAGUUUAGCCAGGCUAAGCAAAAGGAGGUGGGAGCGUGGCUGGAUCAUGCCACAGUCAGGAAGGUUGCUGCGGGCACUCUCGAUGACAGUCAAUUAAUGCGGUGUCGUUGGAUCCUGAGCUGGAAAGAUCCGGAAAAGGUAGGGGGGCCAAAGCGGGCUAAGGCGAGAUUGGUGGUAUUGGGUUUCGAAGACCCGGAUCUUUCCUCGAUUCCCAACGACGCCCCGACACUGGGCAAGGAUGCUAGACAGCUGAUCCUCCAAAAGGUAGCCAGUAACAAGUGGAAGUUGAUCAAUUUUGAUGUUUCCACGGCCUUUCUCCAAGGAAAGGGGGAUGGCAGAAAGUUAGGCAUCCGGCCUCCGCCAGAACUUCGCACGGCUCUGGACAUGAAGGAGCAUGACCAGUGUUUGCUAGAGUGCGGGGCAUACGGCAGGGUAGAUGCUCCGUUUCUUUGGUUCCAGACAUUCAAGGAAACACUGGAAAACCUCGGCUUCAUUCAGUGUCCGUUUGAUGCCUGCACCUUUUGUCUCGUUACUCCAAAGGGGGAUGGGGUCCCAAAGGUUCAUGGGGUUCUAGGCAUUCAUGUGGACGAUGGCAUCGGGGGAGGGGAUGGAUACUUCAGUAAGGUGAUCAAGGAGUUGCGAGCCAUUUAUAACUUCGGAUCGUAUGAUGAGGGCGAAUUUAACUUCACCGGGACACACUUCCGUCAGUGGUUGGAUGGAAGCAUUGAAAUGGAUCAAACGACCUAUAUAGAGAAGAUAGCGCCUAUUCAUCUUCCAAGGGAGCGACGGACCCAUAGCAAUGCUUCUCUCACACCCGAGGAAGUGAAAGAACUCCGACGCUUGAAUGGGAGUCUCCAACACGCGGCUGUGCACACUCGGCCGGACCUAGCGGCUAAGGAGAAUAACUCGUAUCAGGGGACUCUGGUAAUGAUUACAGAUUGGCGAAUGUUGGCCAACGAAAAGGCAGUCAUAGUUCCUGUUGCGUGGUGCAGCAAGAAGAUCGCCAGGGUGGUUCGAAGUACUCUUAGCGCAGAGGUUGUGUCACUAAGUGGGUUAUGGACAGUGCUGAACUCCGUAAGCGACUGUGAAGUGGGCGAACGUCCUUCAUUUGUGCCUUCCGCUGCCUUUGACAGCUCGUGGAGGGAGGGCGUGGAUAGCUUGGCCAAGGAAAGAAAGGUGGCACAGGGUGCUUCGGGCCUUCAGGGCUACGCAGACAGGUCCACGGGCGGCCUUGGGCAUCUGCCGUGGCAACAGGUUCCUCGAUUCAUCCCAGGGGUGACGAAUGUAGAUGAGUACAGCCAGCGUCUGCAGUUCUUGAAAGAGUUGUGGCCACCUGAACACUUGCAACACCUGGCGCCGCGGGCAGCGCUUAUGGUGGAAGGUGCUGCUUUUCACAAGAUUAGUCGCAUUGCUCCGGAUAAGCUUCGAUCUGCUGAUGGGGUCAAACUUUUGGUUGAGUCACUUGGCGGCUCUUGGGGCAAGACGGCGGUGGAGGAAAAGUACCACUACUUUGAGCAAGCUAUGUUCCAGGUUGCACAGAAGACGGAUGAAAGCAACGACUCCUACAUCUCCCGGCAUGAUGCAGCUUUCGAGGAGCUGCUGGCGCGGAAGGUGACCUUGGAAGAGAUCAGAGCCUACAUUCUGUUACGGCACUCACUGCUGAGCCCAGAUGACAAGAAGCGGGUUGUUGUCGAGGCAAAAGGGGAUCUGAAGUACCAGGACACUGUGAAAUCGAUCCGACUGCUUGGCUCGAAGUUCUUCUCGGAGUUCCAGCAGAGAGGGUCAGGCCAGAGGGGUUCAGAACGCUCCAAGGUGUAUGAUGUGAAUGCCACGUUCGAAGAAGAACAGAGCGAAGAGAUUCACAUGACCGAGGACGACGACCACGACGAAGACAUCUUGGUGAUGUUCCUGAACCAGGGGGACGGAGACGCGGUGUACAUCACGGAGUUCGAAGACAGUAUAGUAGAAGCUGUGCAGGAGUCAACUCUGGCACCGGUGUUCACCUCGUACACCGAAGCGAGACAGCGGUUGAGGGACAAAGCGAAGGCAAGGGGAUACUUCAAACCCAAAGGCAAAGGCAUCAAGGGGACAGCCUUCAAGAAAGGGAAGUCCGGCCAUGGCGAAGGCUUUCGCCAAAAGUCCCUGGCAGAAAGGAUCGCUACGAGUUCCUGCAGACUGUGUGGGGGACGUGGACAUUGGAAAAGAGAAUGUCCAAAACGGGACGACAAGACAGAGACCACGCACUAUACGCAGGCAGAGUACGACAGCCCUUUCCUUCCAGAGCUCACGCCCCACAUCCCGGAAUACGCGGUCUACUAUCACGAGGACGACGUCGAGGAAGAGGACGGACAGGUCGCAUCAGCAGGGGGCAGUAGAAUUUGCGGUAGAGAACAUAUGUGCCUGACAGCAUCACCAGAGGUGAAGCCGAAGCCUAGCACAGACUUUGAAGCCGCAUUUGCACGCCGUAUGUUAAUGCUAAGCAGGACGCCUGAAUGGGCGCGAGAUGCCGCCAGAAGGUCGCUUGCUGUGAAGAAGGCUGGCAAAAGGCCAGGCGGGGCAGUAGAGAGCAGCAGCCGCAUGUCAUGUCAGCAGGGCCCAGGGUUGGAAGAAAGCAUCCUUGUGACCACCGCUGGGGCCGAAGGGGUCUUGGACACAGGGGUGGUGAUCCCGAUUCGACUCCUUUCUCUCCUCUUCGUGACGGUCAUGCCGGCCUCCUUGAGCAAGGCAGCAGCCAAACUCCACACAAAGCUGCCAGUUGUCGACAUGGAAGAGCCCCUGUCGGGGCCCGAGGACAGUCAGCUGGCGCCGGAGACGCAGUGUCUCCAGGAAUUCCUCGAGGUGGACUACGUCCGUCCGGCGGGAGUGCGGACUCUCCAGGAAUGGAGCCGCAUCAAAGCCGAGCAGGGCAAACAUCGCCACCUCACCUUCGGAGAGAUCUUCGAAAAGGAUCUUCGCUACGCCAUGGUCAUGGCACGCAAGUCGACACUCACGAGUGCCUGGGCCCUGAGCUUCAAAGGGUACAGCCAGGCCAGACUGAAGAAGAUGGCGCAGCAGCAGAUCAAGAAGACCGAGGGCGACCUCGACGACUGGAAG